AUGAUUCCUCUCUCGACUCUGACUGUCGCCGCUGUUCUCUGCGCGGCGAACGCGGUGAAUGCGGUGAAUGUCUUCGCGCAUUUCAUGGCGCAGAACUCCUACUCCUACUCGCAAAGUGACUGGGCGAACGACAUGACGACUGCCAAGAAUAUUGGCAUCGAUGGUUUUGCUCUGAACAUUGCUGCGAAUGACUACGAGAUCAGCCCCCAGCUCGGGUACGCGUUCGCGGCUGCGGAGCAGGCUGACUUCAAGCUGUUCUACUCGUUUGACAUGUCCUACUCGUGGGACGCCCCCACGAUUGCCGGCAUCAUUGCAAACUACUCGACGAGCUCGGCCGCCUUCCGCUACGGCAGUGACAACAACCUUCUCGUGUCGACCUACUCGGGCGAGAACAAUGGCGACUCGUUCUACUCGGGCCUGAAGAGCACGCUCUCGGGCCAGGGCAUCAACAUCACCCUCGCGCCCGCGUUCACGUCCUACCGCGAUCCUUCGCAAGCCGAUUCGCUGAUGUCUACGUUCCCGUCUAUCGAUGGAUUCUUCAACUGGUGGUCUUGGCCUGCCGAUGUUAAUGCCAACUUGACCACCGACACGGAUACCGCGUAUCAAGCUGCGGUCAAGUCUCGUGGUGGACCUUAUAUCAUGGCUGUAUCGCCGUGGCAGUUCAAGAACCUCGACAGCGGAGGAGACUGGGUCGAGUACAGCGACACUCUUUGGGACUACCGCUGGCAGCAAGCCUUGCAGGUCCAGCCUGACAUUAUCGAGAUCGUGACCUGGAACGACUACGCCGAGUCGCACUAUAUUGGUGAUAUCAACCCCAACGUGGAUCUCGGCACACAGGCGCCUCUCUACGUCGACGGCUUCGUCCACGCGGCCUGGCGUGAUGUGGCCCAGUACUACAUCUCAUGGUUCAAGAGCGGCAACCAGCCCACCACCGAAGAGGUCGUCUACUGGUACCGCCCCUACCCCAAGGGUGUAACCUGCAGCACCGGCAGCCUCCCUCGCAACUCCGACUUCCCCGCAGACGCUGUCUUUGCGAUGGCGAUGCUCAGUUCGGAGGCGACCCUCACCCUCUCCAUCGGCUCGCAGCAGACCAACUGGAGCGCGCCUGCCGGCCUCUCGAUGGGUUAUGUUCCGUUCCCGACCGAGGACGCGCAGGUCCCAUACUUCGAGGUGAGCCGCAGCGGCUCUAAGGUGUUCGACGGGUACGGCUCGCUCUCUGUCAACCAGACGGGCUGCAGCUACUAUAACUUCAACCCGAUCGUUGGCAAGGUGCCUAACUAA
This is a messenger RNA of Coniophora puteana RWD-64-598 SS2, 1281 nucleotides long. Its product is annotated as glycoside hydrolase family 71 protein. Bases 1 to 1281 code for a protein of 426 amino acids. The record is from RefSeq and is a predicted model, not a curated record. Gene Ontology annotation, molecular function: glucan endo-1,3-alpha-glucosidase activity. The transcript has 7 exons. Lineage: Eukaryota; Fungi; Basidiomycota; Agaricomycetes; Boletales; Coniophoraceae.